CCUCUUUCCUUUUGUGCCUGGACACGCUUCUCACUAGUUUCCCAUUAGUCUGGGACCAUAAAAGGGAGGGUUUGGGGAGGAUCCUCACCCUCCAGGCUGCAAAGAUCAGAGCUGAUCCCAGGCUUUAAGGUCUGAGAUGGUCUUUUUUUAGGCCGCUUUUUUACACGUCUACAGAAUUUCGGCUGGUGGGCAGGACCCCUCUUUUUGGAGCCAGGCGCCUCCCCUGCUCCCCGCCCCUCGCUGGCGACUCUACCGCGCCCAGUGGCCAACUUGCAGGGAAUCCCAUCAUCCAUCCGCUCUCUCUCCAUGGCUUCUCUCGGCUUUCUUUUGCUGGCGCUGAGCCUUUGCGGGGUCCAGGCCUUGGGGGACCCCGGCCCCUUGGAGGACGUCGUCAUUGAGCGCUAUUACAUCCCCAAAGUCUGCCUGCGGGAGGUCCAGAUGGGAGACUUCGUCCGCUAUCAUUACAACGGGACCUUCCAGGACGGCACCAAGUUUGACUCCAGCUAUGACCGGGGUGCCACCGUGGCAGGUGUGGCAGGUGUUGGAAGACUCAUCACAGGAAUGGAUAGAGGUCUGCAAGGCAUGUGUGUGAAUGAGAGGAGGCAUCUCAUAGUACCACCUCAUCUCGGCUAUGGCAGCAUUGGUGUUGCUGGUAUGAUUCCCCCAGACACCACUCUCUAUUUUGAUGUCAUCAUGAUUGACAUCUGGAACAAAGAAGACAAGCUGCAGAUCACUACUCUGUACAAGCCGGAACGGUGUAACCGCACAGUGGAGGAUUCAGAUUUUGUGCGUUACCAUUACAAUGGCACACUUCUGGAUGGCACUCCUUUUGACUCCAGCUAUGGAAAAGAAAGUACCUAUGACACCUACGUAGGUUCGGGCUGGCUGAUCAAAGGCAUGGACCAAGGCCUGACAGGCAUGUGCGCUGGAGAGAAGCGGAGAAUAGUCAUCCCUCCAUUCCUGGCCUAUGGAGAGAAAGGCUAUGGGACUGUCAUCCCUCCUCAAGCCUCCUUGGUUUUUGACGUUCUCCUGGUGGAUCUGCACAAUCCCAAAGAUGGCAUCUUCUUGGAGCACCUGGAAGUGCCAGCGUCAUGCAAACGCAAAUCUGUGACCGGAGAUUUUGUGCGCUACCAUUAUAAUGGCACCUUGAUGGAUGGGAGCCUGUUUGAUUCCAGUUACUCACGGAAUCACACAUAUGAUACUUACAUCGGAAAAGGCUAUAUUAUCCCAGGAAUGGAUCAAGGACUGCAAGGGGUCUGCGUUGGUGAAAAGAGAAGAAUCAUCAUCCCUCCCCAUUUGGGAUAUGGUGAAAGUGGGGCAGGGACCAAGAUCCCUGGUUCUGCGGUCUUGAUCUUCGAUGUCCAUGUCAUUGACUUCCACAACCCCACGGACCCUGUGGAGAUAAGCACAGUCUUUCGGCCUGCAGACUGCAAUAUUACCACCCAGGACAGAGACUUUGUCCGCUAUCAUUAUAACUGCUCCUUGCUGGAUGGUACUAAGCUCUUCUCCUCGCAUGACUAUGAACAUCCUCAGGAAGCCACUUUGGGCACCAACAAGAUAAUUGAAGGCUUGAACAAUGGCUUGCUCAACAUGUGUGUGGGAGAGAAACGGGUCAUCACUAUUCCUCCACAUUUGGGUCAUGGUGAAGGCGGUGCCCGGGGUGUUCCUGGCAGUGCUGUUCUCCAGUUUGAGAUUGAGCUUUUACAUCUGGAGCCAGGGGUUCCCGAAGGUUACCUGUUCAUCUGGCACAGUGAGCCACCAGCAAAUCUGUUUGAAGCCAUGGAUAUCAACAAAGAUGGUGAAGUUCCACCUGAAGAGUUCUCAACAUUCAUCAACUCCCAAGUUGCUGAAGGCAAAGGUCACAUGAUGCCAGGAUCUGACCCUGAAAAGAUUGUCAAUGACAUGUUCCAAAACCAGGAUCGGAACAAGGAUGGGAAAAUCACAGCAGAUGAACUGAAGUUGAAAUCGGAUGAAGAUCAAGUGAAACACGAGGAACUUUAAAAGAGAGAGGACUCAGGGGUUGGGCUCUUUUUGUUUUUAAAGUAUACCAAUUUGUUGGUGUCUCUUUCCCUACACAGGGGCUUAUUUGCUCCCCACCUCUAUCCUGAGUUAGAGAGACUGGAUUUGGGAAGAGCAAGACAUUUUCUUCCUUCUUUUGGUAACAUUUGGUUUUGCUUUUUGUGUGUGGGGGGAAGAGUUAUUUAACUGAGAUUCUGUUUCAAUAAACCAAAACCAGGGAAUUGACACCACAAUGAAAUAUUCCCGAUCCAUGUCUUUCUAGAGCCAAAUUUCACCCCACUCUACUCGCUUUAGUUCAAUAUAUUUCCUUAGAAUCCUCCCCUGUGGGAGAUAAUUUGGGGUGGAGAUUAUGAAACUGUUUCAUGCCUCUUGUCCCAUCAGAUCCAGGUGUUCCAUUUAGGUAUACUGGGUUCUCCUUUUUAAAUAAAAAAACAUUGUGGAAAUUUUAACUGAGUGAUAGGAACCAAACAAGUAAACUGUGAGCCAUCUUCAUUGCUUAAUCUAUAGGUUCUUACACAACUGGGUAUUUUAAUUUUGUUUUGGCAGAACUAGGAAUGGGAAGUAAAAAUGUGAUUUGCUGUGAGUUUUCCGGGCUUUAUGGCCAUGUUCCAGAAGCAUUCUCUCCUGAUGUUUUGCCCACAUCUAUGGCAGGCAUCCUCAGAGAUUGUGUGGUCUGUUGGAAACUAGGCAAGUGGGGUUUAUAUAUCUGUGGAAAGUCCAGGGUGGGAGAAAGAACUCUUGUCUGUUUGAGGCAUGUGUGAAUGUUGCUAUUGGCCACCUUGAUUAGCACUGAAUAGCCUUGCAGCUUCAAAGCCUGGCUGCUUCUUGCUUGGGGAAUCCUUUGUUGGGAGGUUUUGGCUGGCCCUGAUUGUUUCCUAUCUGGCAUUUCCUUAUUUUCUGAUUGUUGUUCUUUAUUUAUUGUCCUGAUUUUAGAGUUUUUUUUAAUACUGGUAGCUAGAUUUUGUUUAUUUUCAUGGUUUCCUCCUUUCUGUUGAAAUUGUCCACAUGCUUGUGGAUUUCAAUGGCAUCUCUGUGUAGUCUGACAUGGUGAUUGUUAGAGUGGUCCAGCAUUUCUUUGUUCAACAAAGGAUUCCCCCAGACAGGAAGCAGCCAGGCUUUGAAGCUGCAAGGCUAUUCAGUGCUAAUCAAGGUAGCUAAUUGCAACAUUCACACAUGGCUCAAACAGACAAGAGUUCUUUCUCCCAUCCUGGACAUUCCACAGAUAUAUAUACGCCCCACUUGCCUAGUUUCCAACAGACCUCACAACCUCUGAGGAUGCCUGCCACAGAUGUAGGUGAAACAUCAGGAGAGAAUACUUCCGGAACAUAGCCAUACAGCCCGGAAAACUCACAGCAAUUCCGGCCAUGAAAGCCUUGACAACACAAUGAAAAAUCUGUUUGUUAUUCUGAACUAGAGUAGAUCAGUUGCAUUGAUGGAAUUAUUAACCUAACUCCUAUAGGAGUCAUGUUGAUUCAGCUUCGGCUGUAGUUGAGACUAACAGUUAGAUAUCUACUCCCCUAUUGUUUUCCUGGCAGGGUUCUUGCAUCUCUUAAAACCCUUGAGAAGAAGGCAUCCAAAAGCUAAACUUUUAUUGCUGCAGCUAUGCGAGGAAGGUCUGUGCCUAUUGAAUUCCUGCCACGAUUGAAAAGCACAAGCCCUUUAAAAACUAAUCAUUAGGAGGCAGGUUGUUUUGGACCUUUUCUGAUUAAAAUGUAAACUUGGGAGUACAGCUUUUUCCUUUUAUCAGUCCUGCUAGCAUCUUUUUCUUUCUAAGGGAUCUUCCACACAGCCCUAUAUCCCAGAAUAUCAAGGCAGAAAAUCUUACAAUGUCUGCUUUGGACUGGGUUAUCUGUGUCCACACCGUCAUGUAUUCCAGUUCAAAGCAGAAAAUGUGGGAUUUUAUUCAGCUGCGUGGAAGAGGCCUCAGUUUAUUGUUCACUAGACAUCCUUCAACAAAAUCCCUAAUAUAAAAUGGUAAAGUCAUGGUUUGCUUUUUGGAUUUUGGCAGGAGCAUGGAGAGAUUUUCAAGCCAUGGAUGGUUGAAUCCAUGGAUGUCACUGCUGACAAUUUGCAGACUUACACGCACCUGCAUGUUGUAAUGUUUCUGAAUCAAUGCUUCCUAGGUUUCUCAUGUUUGCUCAUUACCUCAAGCUUCCUAAGAUGUGUUGAUCUGCCACUACGGAUUCUUGCAGUCCUAGACAGUAUGGGUGUGUUGUUUAACCAAUUAUGGCAAAGCAGAGGAUAUUCUGGUCCUCAUCUCAAGACAGAAGGCUUACCAAAAGAAGGGCUUGAAUUGCUCUGAGGCUAGAUUGGAGCCAGAAUUCCCUUAUACAUUCUUGUUGCCUUGCAAGUGAAGGCACAGUCAGUGUCACCAGUUUUUAAGUCUUUUUAUAGAUGUUUCACUUCAUCCAGAGUUGAAGUGCAGCAUUAUAAAGAGAUUGAUCUGUAGAAAUUAGCAUAUUAUAAUUUCUCCAUCCACUGCUGUAAAUAUCUUUAUCUGCUGAACUCUUCAAAUAAAGAGUAGAGCAAGCCACUUGGCAACCCAUAGCAUGUGGAUGAAAAAAUUUACAUCUGCCUUCAAAACUGUUUUCCCAAAAUCACUCAUUGCCCUGGAGCUUCCGGUGGCACAGUGGGUUAAACCCUUGUGCCGGCAGGACUGACAAUAGAAAGUUGGGUUGGUGACCUGAAGGUUGCCGGUUCGAAUCCAACCCAGGGAAAAUUCAGAUGAGCUCCUUCUGUCAGCUCCAGCUCUCCAUGCGGAGACAUGAGAGAAGCCUCCCAUAAGGAUGGUAAAACGUCAAAACAUCUGAGUAUCCCCUGGGCAAUAUCCUUGCAGACAGCCAGAUCUCUCGCACCAGAAGUGACUUGCAGUUUUUCAAGUCACUCCUGACACAAAAAAACCUCAUUGCCCUUUUGGAAACUCUCCCUCAUCUUUCCGUCCCAAAUUAUGCUAAUGUGUCUACUUCAACAAUUCAAACAUAUAUGUUCCAAGCCAUUCCUGUCCUCGGUGUUGCUUACCACAGCUGGAUUGAUUGGACGGAAUAGGAAUAGGAAUGAGAAAUAUUGGACUGAACGAUUUUAGACAUCGAAUAGAUAAUUGCAAAAUACCUUUUCCAGUAAUAAAAUAAAAUAAACCAUUUCUAUCUAUA
Anolis carolinensis (green anole) is the source of this 5168-nucleotide messenger RNA. RefSeq names its product FKBP prolyl isomerase 10 (gene fkbp10). Gene Ontology annotation, molecular function: calcium ion binding; peptidyl-prolyl cis-trans isomerase activity. The coding region runs from base 307 to 2001 and encodes 564 amino acids. The transcript has 10 exons. The record is from RefSeq and is a predicted model, not a curated record. Gene Ontology annotation, cellular component: endoplasmic reticulum. NCBI's taxonomy places the organism in Eukaryota, Metazoa, Chordata, Lepidosauria, Squamata, Anolidae.